Messenger RNA from Papaver somniferum (opium poppy), 852 nucleotides. Its product is annotated as nicotianamine synthase-like. The coding region runs from base 1 to 852 and encodes 283 amino acids. The transcript is spliced from 2 exons. The record is from RefSeq and is a predicted model, not a curated record. Gene Ontology annotation, molecular function: nicotianamine synthase activity. NCBI's taxonomy places the organism in Eukaryota, Viridiplantae, Streptophyta, Magnoliopsida, Ranunculales, Papaveraceae. Gene Ontology annotation, biological process: nicotianamine biosynthetic process.
AUGAGUUGCCAACAACAAGAAGAGAUUCUGGUGAAAACAGUAUGCGAGAUAUAUGACAAAAUCUCAAAGCUAGAGAGUUUGAAACCUUCUGAAGAUGUCAACAAGCUCUUAGCUCAACUGAAACUCACAUGCAUACCUCCAAACCCUAUUGAUACAACCAAGUUAUGUCAAAAGCAUCAAGAGAUUAGGACUCACUUGAUACAACUUCGGGGUGAAUCCCAAAGUUCACUAGAAACCCAUUUCUCAACUAAAUUAGGAUCAUAUGAGAACCCACUUGAUCAUAUUGAAGAAUUCCCUGCCUACCCAAAUUACAUCAAACUUGGUCUGCUAGAGUUCACAAUACUCGGUAACCAUACCAAGAAUGAUGGCCAAGAUCCUAAGAGCAGGAUUGCUUUUGUGGGUUCAGGUCCGCUUCCUCUUUCUUCAAUUCUUUUGGCAUCAAAUCAUUUGAGGAACACAUCAUUUCAAAGCUACGAUUUCGAUGAGUCGGCUAAUUACUUGGCAACUCGAUUGGUUUCUGUUGAUCCAGAUUUAUCGAAAAGAAUGUUCUUUCACACAACUGAUAUCUUGAAUGUUUCCGACGAACUAAGUGAUUAUGAAGUUGUUUUCCUUGGAGCUUUAGUUGGUAUAAACAAGAAUGACAAAGUUAAAGUUAUUAAUCAUUUGGCCAAGUACAUGGCUCCUAACUCCAUUUUGAUGCUAAGGAGUGCUCACGGUGCUCGCGGGUUCAUAUACCCAAUCGUCGAUCUUACAGAUCUUAAAGGGUUUGAAGUUUUACAAGUUUUUCAUCCAACCAAUGAGGUAAUGUGUUCGAUUAUCAUCGCGCGCAAGUCUAUAAUUAAUGGUAUGUGA